UUACAAAAUCAAAGUUUAGCGACAGAAAGUCACGGGUUGACCACACUCCUGCUGUCUCCGGCGCUCACCAAAACCACCGAUCGCCGUUUCUUCCGCUUCCACAUAACGCCUCCAAUCAUCUAUCGUCAACUGCAAUCACCGUUUUUCCAGCAUUCGACUAUGACUUUACUCGAAGAAGAAGGAUUACAACUUAGAGAAGUUCAAAGACUAGAAGGUCACACCGAUAGGGUAUGGGGUCUCGCUUGGAAUCCGGCCACUGGCACCGCCGCUGCCAUGCUCGCUUCAUGCGGCGGCGAUAAGACUGUUCGAAUCUGGCAACAACGAACCGCAUCCUCCACGUCAUUCGAUUGCAAGGCAGUGUUAGAAGAGACUCAUACUCGAACAGUUAGAUCAUGUGCCUGGUCACCAUCUGGUAAAAAGCUAGCAACUGCAAGUUUUGAUGCGACCACUGCGAUUCUGGAACAGAAUGGGGACGAUUUUGAUUGUGUAUCCACCUUAGAGGGUCAUGAAAAUGAAGUUAAAAGUGUUUCAUGGAAUGCAUCUGGUUCACUUCUUGCAACUUGUAGCAGAGAUAAAUGUGUUUGGAUAUGGGAAGUUUUACCAGGGGAUGAGUUUGAUUGUGUCUCUGUUCUUCAAGGACAUACACAAGAUGUUAAAAUGGUCCAAUGGCAUCCAACUGUGGAUGUUUUAUUCUCUUGUAGCUACGAUAACACCAUAAAGAUUUGGGCGGAGGAUGGUGAUAGUGAUGAUUGGCGAUGUGUUCAAACUUUAGGUGAAUCUAACAGUGGACACUCAUCUACAGUUUGGGCUUUAGCUUUUAACAACACUGGAGACAAAAUGGUUACAUGCAGCGAUGAUCUUACCAUUAAAGUAUGGGGUGUGGACAUUUCAAGAUUACAAUCGGGUGAUGACAAUGCAUCUUGGAGACAUCUUUGCACUUUAUCUGGUUAUCAUGAACGAACAAUAUUUUCAGUCCAUUGGUCAAGGGAAGGUAUAAUAGCAACUGGAGCAGCCGAUGAUGCUAUUUGUUUAUUUGUUGAGUCUGAAGAUCAUUCGGUUGAUGGACCUUCAUAUAAAUUGCUUUACAAGAAAGAAAAGGCUCAUGACAUGGACAUAAAUUCGGUUAGAUGGAGCCCUGUGGAAAACAGGGUUCUUGCUUCUGCAAGUGAUGAUGGCACAAUCAAGAUAUGGAAGUUGGAUUCAAUACAUUAACUUUGUAAGCUAAUUUUCAUUUGCGUUUUGCUUGCAAAUUGAUGAUCAUUUGUAUGAAUAUAUUUUAAAAAAAUAUAUAUAAUUAUGGUGUGUUUUGUUA
Messenger RNA from Lactuca sativa (garden lettuce), 1312 nucleotides. Its product is annotated as protein CIA1. The record is from RefSeq and is a predicted model, not a curated record. Gene Ontology annotation, molecular function: protein binding. Gene Ontology annotation, biological process: iron-sulfur cluster assembly. Lineage: Eukaryota; Viridiplantae; Streptophyta; Magnoliopsida; Asterales; Asteraceae. Gene Ontology annotation, cellular component: cytosolic [4Fe-4S] assembly targeting complex.